AUGGCCACACCCGACUAUGCCCUCGGGGCUCCAACCUCAUACAAGCCCAAUGAUACUGUCAACGAGCAGCAACCUUUGAAAUCGAGCCCGAUAUCACACCUAUCCGAGGUACAGGUCGGCCAACCUCGACCAUGGAGGCCUCUUGCCGUACCUACACUGCUUUUGGUCGUCACCUACUGUGUUUUGGCGGGUGUAUACGCCUUUUUGGCUUUCCUGUGGUACUCGGGCCCAGAGCAGAGGACCUGGCACAGCAUCGUGCUCUCAGGUUGGGCGGCGAGGAGCGUCGCAUUGUGUUCGGUGUGCAUUCGCUGGGCUGUCUCGAUACAGGCCAUCCUCUGCACCUCGAUCCUCGCCUCGAGCUUUCUGGCGAAAGGAGCUCCCCUUUCGAGCAUCCUCCAGCUCUCCACCAUGCGGUAUCUCAACUCGGGUCCAUGGGAUAUUGCGAUACUCGUAGCUCAGAAAUGGCGCCACCUGGAAAUCCCUCUCGUCCUCGUCGCUCUUACCUCCCUGCUUGGAUGCACCACUCUGCUAUCCCAGUUCAGCUCUACACUGCUGCUCUCGGAUCUGUCUGCGGCCUCAAUCCCGACAUCCUUCAAUAUAACCGCCAGCUCACUGGGCUUGAUCAACGACACAUACGGCCUGGUCUGGCUGAACGAGAUACCGAGGUACAACGAUGCAUUCCUUAGUGGACAGCCGUCGUAUCCCAUCUUCGCAGAGUCUUCUCGCCCUGAAGAGGCAGUGAAAGAGCCCGAAAUUGAUGACACGGGCCCAGUCAUUCGGUCAUUUCUCCCCAUAACGGCCGACCAAGGUCGUGCUGAUCUCUUGGGAUUUCGGGGGAAUGCCACGAUAUAUGACGCCCGCGUCGUCUGCAUCCGACCAGAGUUCCAGGAUCUGAGCUUGCUAGGGAGCAGCCGGGAAGGCAACAAUCUCAGCUUUGUGGGAACAGUCCGUCCCGUCAAGUCGCUCGGGCCAAUGCUCAUCCUACCCCCAGAUGGCAACCUGACUGCAUUCAACUGUUCAGUGCCCGAGGUGUCCCCGACGGCCGUCAGAGCAGGAUCGGAUCAAUGGUCCACGAGUGUUUGUCAGAUCGACUCCCAUGCUGGUGGUCUCCUAAGUGCCGUCGACCCGGCAUACAAUACAUCGCUGCAGUACUACGUGAUUGCUUCCGGCAGCCCAUACGACGGAAAAUGGUGGGCCCGCGAAUUUGAAAACAUGACCUUUGUGACAUGGAUCCCACUUGGACAUGCUUAUCUCGUCUUGAAUUUCACCAAUACAGCGUUCGACGUUGGUACAACUACAUUCUCGACGAUUUUCUGGAAUGCAACAACGGAUUGGCAGUUCGACCCUCGCAACCAGUGGGUUCGAAUUACGUCCGCUCAGCCCGACGGGACGCUACAAUACGACUCCAGCGGUGAUCUCGUCCCCGUACCUGCCUCGCACCAGGCACGGUCCAUCGACGCCAGUAUCUGCUACGACGGCUUCUUUGACACCAAAAACAUGGUGAUCGAGGCAAAUCGCACCAGGUCGACUCCCGAGCCGGCGGGGCUCAGUGGAGGACUGCGACAAAUCGGCGCUUCUUCCCUGGAACGUGAAUCCCUGGAGGACCGAGGCGUUUUGCGACUCUCGGAAAGCGAGCUCAAGCGCCAGUUCGACAUGGACCGCGACGCCGUGUAUCAGAACAACAGCUACUACGACCAAGAUUCAUUGGCCACGGUGAACCCCUUUUCGCUCACGCUCAACUUCUACCGCGUGUGGUCCUCGACAUACUACGGCGGGACGAGCGCCCCGAACAUCUCCCGAGUCCUUUUCUACCAGGAUCCGUCGCUCGCGGGCAGCAUGCGCAGCGUGAGCGAAGAGCGCGUCGACCUCUUCCAGCAAGUCCUGAAAACCACCAAGUCACCCGCCCUGGCGCUCCAGGCGCUCCUGCACACGGUGACGGCGGACGGCUUCUACCACUUUCUGCCGUACUGGGACGUCCCGUCCAACUACUCGGCGAGCUUUUCCGUGGCGGCCCUGCAGCCGACGCGGUCGCUCGGCUUCUUCAUCGUGCUCGGGUGCCUGGUCGUCCACGUCGCCCUCGUCGGCUUCAUCGCCCUCUCCCUGUCCGGCGUCCUCAGCUUCCGCGCCCAGUCGGCCUACGCCUCCAUCAACAACGUCUGGCAGGCGCACGCCCAGGUCCUGAGCCCGCAGGUCGAGGAGAUCCUGCGCGACCCCGCCACGACAAAGACGUCCGAUCGCGAGAUCAACAAGUCCUUCAAGCGCCAGAUGUUCCACGACGAGGCGUGGGUCUUGUCACUCAACGAAGAGGACGAGCAGGGUGCGGUGCGCCUGAGACGGAAACGUACAUGA
This is a messenger RNA of Fonsecaea pedrosoi CBS 271.37, 2349 nucleotides long. RefSeq lists its product as uncharacterized. The record is from RefSeq and is a predicted model, not a curated record. The transcript has a single exon. NCBI's taxonomy places the organism in Eukaryota, Fungi, Ascomycota, Eurotiomycetes, Chaetothyriales, Herpotrichiellaceae. The coding region runs from base 1 to 2349 and encodes 782 amino acids.